AUGCCGAGAUCGUGCUAUAGCCGCUCGGGGGCCCUGCUGCUGGUCUUGAUGCUUCAGGCCUCCAUGGAAGUGCGUGGCUGGUGUCUGGAGAGCAGCCAGUGUCAGGACCUCACCACGGAAAGCAACCUGCUGGAGUGCAUCCGGGCCUGCGAGCCCGAUCUCUCGGCGGAGACGCCCGUGUUCCCCGGCAACGGCGACGAGCAGCCGCUGACCGAGAACCCCCGGAAGUACGUCAUGGGCCACUUCCGCUGGGACCGGUUCGGCCGCCGGAACGGCAGCAGCGGCGGCGGCGCGGGGCAGAAGCGCGAGGAGGAGGUCGCGGCGGGCGAGGUUGGCGUGGUGCUGCCCGCCGGCGGCCCGGAGUUCCGCGACGAUGGCGCCGAGCCGGGCCCGCGCGAGGGCAAGCGCUCCUACUCCAUGGAGCACUUCCGCUGGGGCAAGCCGGUGGGCAAGAAGCGGCGCCCAGUGAAGGUGUACCCCAACGGCGCGGAGGACGAGUCGGCCGAGUCCUUCCCGCUCGAGUUCAAGAGGGAGCUGGCCGGCCGGCAGCCCGAGGCAGCCCUCGCCGACCUGGACUACGGCCUGGUGCCCGCAGCCGAGGCGGCGGCGGCCGACAAGAAGGACGACGGGCCCUAUCGCAUGGAGCACUUCCGCUGGGGCAGCCCGCCCAAGGACAAGCGCUAUGGCGGCUUCAUGACCUCGGAGAAGAGCCAGACGCCCCUGGUGACGCUGUUCAAGAACGCCAUCAUCAAGAACGCCCACAAGAAGGGCCAGUGAGGGCGCAGCGGGGCCCAGGAGGGAAGCCCACCCUGAGGCCCCCUGGGCUCGCCUGCCCUCCUGCCACUUCGCAGCCUGGGCGAGCUUCUCCCCGGGCGGUGGCGAUGGCAGGCAUUCAGCCCCUUAAAGAUGUCUGUAGUUAGGAAAUAAAGCCUUUCAAAUUUCA
Molecule: messenger RNA, 943 nt
Organism: Sciurus carolinensis (gray squirrel)
Lineage: Eukaryota; Metazoa; Chordata; Mammalia; Rodentia; Sciuridae
Gene: Pomc
Product: proopiomelanocortin
Exons: 2
Coding region: 1-777 (258 amino acids)
Cellular component (GO): extracellular region
Molecular function (GO): hormone activity
Source: RefSeq, a predicted model, not a curated record